ACUGCAAUCAGUGCAGCCACACCCUCUCCACUGAUGAUCCCACAGGGGCAUCACACCUGUUAAUCUUCUCAAUAUCGGUUAAUUAGGAAAACCGCAGCCAACACUGAAUACAGCAGGUGGUGGGUGGGAUGGUUUAGAAGCUGUAACAAAACCACUGCUUUUGAAAAGCCCACUUCAAAAUCCUUCCACUUUGUGUGCAAGGAGCAAAAAGCCAACACAAACAACAUGACUGACUAUGAGGUUGCAACUGCCUUUCUCGGGGAAUGGGGACAUUUCCAGCAGCAGGUGUUUUUCCUACUCUGUCUCACCGUCAUCCCUAACGGUUUCACCGGCAUGUUCAUCGUCUUCGUCGCCGACACUCCGCCCCACCGCUGCGUCAUUCCCGCAAACGUGAACCUGACAGCGGCGUGGAGGAACCGCAGCAUCCCGCUGGAGCUGGACAGCAACAGCGGCGCGUUGGUGCCCAGCAAGUGCUCCAGAUACAGGCUGGGAGAUGUGCUGAGUUUCUCGGACAGAGGCUUUCUGCCCGGGGUCGAUGUUAACAUGUCUAAUGUGCCGACUGAGAGCUGCUUGGAUGGGUGGGAGUAUGACCAAAGCGUGUACAUUUCUACCAUCAUAACUGAGUGGGACCUGGUGUGUGACGACGGGUGGAAGAACCCGCUAACUUCUUCCAUCUUCUUCUGUGGUGUUCUCACUGGCUCCUUCGUUUCGGGGCAGCUCUCUGACAGGUAUGGGAGAAAAAUAGUGUUGUUUGUUACCAUGGCAGUCCAGACAGUGUUCACAUUCAUCAUGGUCUUCGCUCCAUCCUGGCCCGUGUUCUGCGCCCUGUUCUUUAUUGUCGGGAUGGGACAAAUCUCUAAUUAUGUGGCUGCGUUUGUGCUAGGGACAGAGAUAUUGAGCCCAAAAGUUCGGACAAUUUAUUCCACCGCAGGUGUGAGUCUUUUCUUUGCUGCAGGCUACAUGUUCCUGCCACUGUUAGCCUACUUUUUGAGAGACUGGAGGAUGCUUCUCCUAGGCCUCACCCUGCCUGGCUUCCUCUAUGUGCCUCUCUGGUGGUUCAUCCCAGAGUCUCCUCGCUGGCUGCUGUCUCGGGGCAGAGUGGAGGAGGCAGAGGCCAUAGUGAGAGAUGCUGCUAAAAAGAACAAAAUCAAGCCUCCGCCGGUCAUCUUUAGUCCUUUGCAGAAAGAACUUCAAUGCGAGAUUAAGGCCCUCAACAUCUGUGACCUGCUCCGUUCCCCAAACAUCCGCUGGAUCUCCCUCACGCUGUGGCUGGUCUGGAACACCUUGACCAUUGCUUACUUUGCUCUUUCCCUAAACACGGCAAACCUUCACGGUAACGCUUACUUCAACUGUUUCGUGUCGGCUUUGGUUGAGAUACCAGCCUACACUUUGUCUUGGGUAAUGUUUCGCUGGUGGUCCAGACGACUGAGUCUCUCAUCAACCCUCUUCAUGGGAGGAUUGUUUCUACUCUCCGUACAGCUCAUGCCAGCAAACCUGGUUUAUCUCUCCAUAACACUGGAGAUGAUGGGGAAGUGUGCGGUGACGACAGCAUUUGCUAUUGUGUACGCAUACACAGCUGAACUCUACCCAACAGUGUUGAGGAAUACGGCCUUGGGGGCCUGCUCCAUGGCCUCCAGAAUAGGCAGCAUCAUUGCCCCAUACUUCAUUUACUUAAGAAGCUAUUCCGUUUCACUGCCUUACAUCCUUAUGGGAAGCAUUACAGUUGCUUCCGGGUUGCUGAGCCUCCUGCUGCCCGAGAGCUAUGGAAUGCCUCUGCCUGACACCGUCAGUCACAUGCAACACUUCCCCGGAUGUUGUAAGAAGAAACCCUAUAAACUCACAAACACUGAAGAAAAGGAAAAGGUUGCAGAAGGGAAGUCUCCAGUUUUCCCUUGAACAAGGAGCCUCACUGUUAUCUGCCUGAAGCAAAAACUGGAUAACCAUCUUAUCUCCUUCCACUUAUAAUACCUGAGAA
Messenger RNA from Trematomus bernacchii (emerald rockcod), 1975 nucleotides. Its product is annotated as solute carrier family 22 member 5-like. Bases 226 to 1896 code for a protein of 556 amino acids. Lineage: Eukaryota; Metazoa; Chordata; Actinopteri; Perciformes; Nototheniidae. Gene Ontology annotation, molecular function: transmembrane transporter activity. The record is from RefSeq and is a predicted model, not a curated record. Gene Ontology annotation, biological process: transmembrane transport. The transcript is spliced from 10 exons. Gene Ontology annotation, cellular component: membrane.